This is a messenger RNA of Dichotomopilus funicola, 1059 nucleotides long. RefSeq lists its product as uncharacterized. The record is from RefSeq and is a predicted model, not a curated record. Bases 1 to 1059 code for a protein of 352 amino acids. Lineage: Eukaryota; Fungi; Ascomycota; Sordariomycetes; Sordariales; Chaetomiaceae. The transcript has a single exon.
AUGGGCAGGACUCAGAAGCAACCCGACCCCCUACGCGCAAAAUCCUCGCGCGUUGAGAAGCCCCGUCCCGCGAAGAAAGAUACCCGCGAUCUCCCAUCGUGGUACUUUCGAGUCCUCGCAUUCAGCUACAAGGGAGACAAAGACGUGCUCCCCCGGGACUUUGACGAGGACAUCUCUGAGCUGGAGGAAGAAGAUGACGAUUCCAAACAGGGCGAGGAGAAGGAGAAAUUGGAGAAUGAUUGCGAAUGCGGUGGGGACGAUCCUGAGUGUGACUGCCAAUUUUUAAGCGACAGUGACGUGGACGAGGAUGGGGAGUCAGAGAGGUCAUACAACGGCUCGGACGCCGACUACUACUACGAGCUGAAAGAAGAACGAGAGGAGAGGAAGCGAGAGUUGUUGCGAGAGCAGAAGGAGAGAAAGGAACAGCGAGACAUGGAAAAGGCCAAGGAAGCGGAGGUUCGCGCCGUGUUCAAAUCUGUGAAACGGGCCAAGAAGAAAGCUGAGAGACCUCUUGUCGACUCACUUGCGGGUCAAGUGUUCUGGCUUUUCUGCGCCGACUACGUCGACCAUUUCUACUCCGAUCUCCAUCCGACCAAGCGGGUUGAGUUUCGCCUCCCUGACGACGACGACAAGCCUUUCCCAGAGGAUCCGGAGCUGGGCACCGGGAGCGGCAUGGUGAUUGGCCAGGUAUACCUCAACACGUAUGCGUGUUUUGAUUUUGGGCCAUUUUGUGCUCCGAAACGCGCGAGCCGGAAAGCUGUCAAGGUGAAGUGCCACGACGGGGCAGACGGGGCAGCCGAACUGUCAUUGAAAUUCCUCGGCAACGGGUACUUGAAGCUGAGGGUUCCCCGUGACUUGGUGUUUCUGGGCCAUCACUAUGCAAACCCUAUAACCCCCCCGCCGAAGACCCCGGACGUGUUUAAAUUCGUCGGCAUCUGGGACGAUCCGGAGGAGGUGGUGGAACGAGCGGCAACGCUAUCGGACAGGCCAUCGCCCCAUGAAACCUGGUUUGAGAUGAACCAUCCAAUGGGGUCUUGGAAGCAGUCGUGGCUCCAAUAG